Messenger RNA from Artibeus jamaicensis (Jamaican fruit-eating bat), 1957 nucleotides. RefSeq names its product homeobox B8 (gene HOXB8). Gene Ontology annotation, cellular component: nucleus. Gene Ontology annotation, biological process: regulation of transcription by RNA polymerase II. The coding region runs from base 397 to 1128 and encodes 243 amino acids. Gene Ontology annotation, molecular function: DNA-binding transcription factor activity, RNA polymerase II-specific; RNA polymerase II transcription regulatory region sequence-specific DNA binding. The record is from RefSeq and is a predicted model, not a curated record. The transcript is spliced from 4 exons. Lineage: Eukaryota; Metazoa; Chordata; Mammalia; Chiroptera; Phyllostomidae.
GGGAGUUUCUCGUUCUGAGACCCGUGCGCUGUCCGCCCAUCGCCCCUUGGAUUCCGCAUCUGUUUCCCGCUGGCCCAGUCCCGUCCGUGCCCCUCCUCGGGACAAACCUGAGCGAGAACUCUCUCUCUCGCUCGCGCUCUCUCGCUCGCACCCUCGCUCUGCGUUCUGUCCGGGAGGAGUACGGAGAAGCCAAUAGGAUGCGGGGUCUCUAAUGGAUGCAAAUGAUCAUGAAAAGACAGUGCAAAAUAUGAAACAACUCAUUUGCAGGGAAGUAAAUCACCGAAAACUGUUUAUGAACUGGCAUCCUUUCUUCGAAAUGUAAAGCGAGGACCUCUUUAAGUGGCGCCCCCAACUACAGCCGCCGCCGCCGCCGCCGCCGCUUCAAAAUUCAAUAAAAUGAGCUCUUAUUUCGUCAACUCACUGUUCUCCAAAUACAAAACCGGGGAGUCCCUGCGCCCCAAUUAUUAUGACUGCGGCUUCGCCCAGGACCUGGGCGGCCGACCCACCGUGGUGUACGGUCCCAGCAGCGGCGGCAGCUUCCAGCACCCGUCGCAAAUCCAGGAGUUCUACCACGGGCCGUCGUCGCUGUCCACGGCUCCCUACCAGCAGAACCCGUGCGCCGUGGCGUGCCACGGGGACCCGGGCAACUUCUACGGCUACGACCCGCUGCAGCGGCAGAGCCUGUUCGGCGCGCAGGACCCAGACCUGGUGCAGUACGCCGACUGCAAGCUCGCCGCCGCCAGCGGCCUGGGCGAGGAGGCCGAGGGGUCCGAGCAGAGCCCGUCGCCCACCCAGCUCUUCCCCUGGAUGCGCCCGCAAGCAGCCGCCGGACGCAGGCGAGGCCGACAGACCUACAGCCGCUACCAGACCCUGGAGCUGGAGAAGGAGUUUCUAUUUAACCCCUAUCUGACUCGCAAGCGGCGGAUCGAGGUGUCGCAUGCGCUGGGACUGACAGAGAGACAGGUCAAAAUCUGGUUCCAGAACCGGAGGAUGAAAUGGAAAAAGGAGAACAACAAAGACAAGUUCCCCAGCAGCAAAUGCGAGCAGGAGGAGCUGGAGAAACAGAAGCUGGAGAGGGCCCCGGAGGCGGCGGAGGAGGGCGACGCGCAGAAGGGCGACAAGAAGUAGGCUCCCAGUGGGACUGCCAGGGCCGCGGCCGUCCUCCGUCCGCCCGCUCCCCGGCUGCGCCGCCGCCGCCCCCGCCCGAGCGAGCUCCGGUCCCGCGAGCGGGGCCCGGAGCCUGGCCUCCCACCGCAGCGUCCCCACCGCGCCAGUUCCCGCUAGUGGUAGUAUCUCGUAAUAGCUUCUGUGUGUGAGCUACCGUGGAUUUCCUUCCCUUCUCUCGGGGGUCGUGGGGAGAGACAAGGGUUGUAAGCAAGGACUCCCUCGCCCCGCGAGGGUGAGCGGCUGCGGCUUGGCUGAGCCCCCCCCCGCCCCCGCCCCCUGUAAAAAAGCCUCCUGUGCAAUGGUCUCUUUUCCUCUGAACGUGCUUCUUUGUAACGACCGAGGUACCGAUUUCUGCUAAGUUCUCCCAACAACAUGAAACUGCCUAUUCACGCCGUAAUUCUUUCUGUCUCCCUCCCUCUCUCUCUCUCUCUCUUUCUCUCUCUCCCCCUCCUCGUUUUCUCCUCCCUCCCUCCCCUCUCUCCCUGCUGCCCUGCCUAGCUCGCUGGCUUUCUCUCUUGCUUCUCUCUUUUCCUCCCGACCUUUUUGGUUUGACAAUUUUGUCUUAAGUGUUUCUCAAAAGAGGUUACUUUAGUUAGCAUGCGCGCUGUGGGCAAUUGUUAAAAGUGUUCUUAGGUUUACUGUGAAGAGAAUGUAUCCUGUAUCCGUGAAUUGCUUUAUUGGGGGGAGGGAGGGCUAAUUAUAUAUUUUGUUGUUCCUCUAUACUUUGUUCUGUUGUCUGCGCCUGAAAAGGGCGGAAGAGUUACAAUAAAGUUUACAAGCGAGAACCCGA